Triticum turgidum subsp. durum (durum wheat) is the source of this 393-nucleotide messenger RNA. NCBI's taxonomy places the organism in Eukaryota, Viridiplantae, Streptophyta, Magnoliopsida, Poales, Poaceae. The record is from the annotation of a GenBank genome assembly.
AUGGCGUCGCCUUCACCUUCUUUCCUCCUCCAGCUGGUCCGGUAUGUGUCGUCCCUCCCGAGCCAGUUCAUGGGGGCGACGGCGAGGGCGCUCCCUGCAGCCUCGAGGGAAGGCGCCGGUGGGGCGAUCCGUCCGUCAUUCACCGCCCCCGCGCCGCAGCGGCCUGGCGCGCCGGCUGAGGGCGCCGGCGGCCAGGGUGGGAUCAUCCAUGAGGCUUCUCCCGUCCAGCUAGAGCAGAUGCAUGUGGCGGCAAGGGCGGCGCCUCCGAUGCAAGGCGCUGGCGGCAACAGGACCCAUCCACCCAUGGCCGGACUUAUGGGGCCACAGCGGCCCGGGGAGCCAAAAGAAGGCGCCGGCGGCCGCGGCGGGAUCAUCCAUGCGGCUUCCUCUUGA